AUGGUGUACGAUCCAAUCCGGGACUGUGAUUUUCCCUCGCCCUCAAUACAGGAUUCAAAAAGAUACCCUGUCUCCCAUUACGCUCAGCCAACGUUGUCAGAUCGAGACAGAGAGCUCGGCGAACCAUCCUCUGCCCACCAUCCAUAUUCUUCGCACUCGAGGGCUGUAUCAUCCUCCAGCGCAACAUCGCACUCCCCGCCGCCUCCAGUCCAAAGAAUACCUUCCAGCUCGAGCAGUCUGAGAGGAUUGCUGAACGACCCAGAGCCCGAGGUCCCCAGACGCGCCAGCGAAAGAACCCCGAGUUUUUCAUCAGCUGGUGGUGACACCGAGUCUCACAAACCGAAAUUGAAGAAUCUACUCAACGACGACCCCCCUGUCCCUACCAGCCCCUCUACCCAUUCUGGCGGCAGCCUCGUGAGGGGCUCGCUGUCUCCCAAGAGGGCUGAAUCGAGGGCCGACUCGAGUGGUUUCCUGGCUCCCGCCACGCCGGCAUCUGCCGUCCCUGGUUAUCCCAGCCGACUCAGUAUCAGUCGAUCUCCUUUACUGCAUACGAGUCCUCCUACUCAUCAUAUCCCAACUCCUUCCCAUGGGAGCCCGGUAUACUCUGCGGGGUACGGGGAGCCUCGGCCAGGCAGUAUGCUGCCCCCUCUGCAGCCUCAUCAUCCACAUGCCGAAUACGAGGAAAGGCGUACAUCUGGUAGUUCAUUCCCUGGUGCUUCCAUCGCUGCAAGGUCACCGUCAAUUAGUGUCUCUCCGCGAAGCCAGCAUCAAGCCCUUCCUUAUUCCACCUCUCGACCAGGGUCUGCUCACAGCGCAAGAGAACCUUACACGUACUCUCACCAAGCGAUCCAUCUCAAUAGACAAAACACAUUGUCGCCAGUCAUCUCUAACAGAAGAUUGUCGGAGGAUCAGAGGCCGACGUCGUCGAGCUCAGGCGCGGGCAGAAGACAUACAGAGCCCGUGGCGCAGAGUCCGGUGGGUAUGACUCAGCCUCCGCCGAAUUCGGUGCCGUCGGCAUACCAGCCGAGACAUCAGUCUACGCCUGGUUCAUACCCUCCUCUACGCGUCACGCCUCAGCCUUUCUCUCCCUCUCCAUCUCAUUAUACACAUCACGCUGUCGUCCCACCCCCUCGCUCGAGGCCUUACCACCCUGAUCGACCCACUCGUGUGAUCUAUGCCGACGAGAUCGACCAUCUCAGACAAUUGGCUCGCAAUAACAAUCCUUUGCGUCGUAAAUCUGGACACGCACCCUCUGCCAGUCGGAGUGCGAGCCGAGCUCCCGAGCCCACGCCUACACCUCGUAGGAGCUUGCCAUACGAGAGCGACACUUCGUACUUUCCUCCGCAAAGCGCGCAAUCGGCGGGCUAUCCUCCUCAGCAGCAUCAGUGGGACGAUAGAAGUGCUGUCUCGGCUUCGGGUGGGUCGAUAAACACGCCCACGCCUGGUGGACAUGGUCACGGAUACCCGCCCAAUUGGGAAGACCAAGCUGCCAGUGGCUCUUUACAGAAAGGCAGAGGGGACAAUGGAAAUGGAUAUGGGUAUGGACACGAGAAGGGGUAUCGGCAGCAGAAUUUAGGAUAUGAUCAGGAGCCGCCUCAUGGCACGAAACGCGGCAGGGAAGACGAGGUGGAGAUUUUCCCCUCAAAGAGGGCUGUCUCGAACCAUCAAGCGGGACAGGCGCAUAGCAAGAAGGUGGCACAAGUUGCAAACUUUUACAAUUCUCGGCCAGACGUUGGGGUCGAGCGACGUGAAUUCUCGCCCAUCAUUGGUCUCAAAAAGUUUAACAACUGGAUCAAGUCGGUGCUCAUCGGCAAGUUUGCUCAUCGGCCAAGAGGAAAGGUACUGGAUGUUGGGUGCGGGAAAGGCGGUGAUUUGAACAAGUGGAAACAAGCGAGGAUCGCUCUAUACGUUGGAAUCGAUCUGGCAGAGCAGUCUGUGGAUCAAGCUGCGGACAGAUACCAACGUCUGAAAAAUGCUUUCCAAGGUUACUUCUACGCCCAUGACUGUUUCUCCAACCCACUCAGCGAUGUCCUAGGCCCUGAACUCCGAACCCGGGAUCUCUACGACAACGUCACCAUGCAGUUCUGCAUGCAUUACGCCUUUGAGAAUGCCGCCAAAGCUAGGAUGAUGAUUGAAAACGUAUCAAUGUACCUCAGACCUGGGGGCAUCUUUAUCGGGACCAUACCCAAUUCCGAGUUACUCUUGGAGAGAUUAGAGGAAUUGCCUGAAGAUGACGAACAGUUGACUUUUGGAAACUCUUGUUAUUCCGUACAAUUCUCACGAAGGCAUCACACAGGUGUCUAUGGGCAUGAGUACAGGUUCUAUCUGGAGGAUGCAGUGGAAGAUGUGCCAGAAUAUCUGGUCAAUUGGGAAAGCUUUGAGUCAUUGGCCGCAGAGUACAAUCUUCGACUGAUUUACAAGAAAGAGUUCCACGAAAUCCUGUCUGAAGAGAAGGAUUCGAGAGACUUUGGGCCACUGCUUGGGAAAAUGGGCGUGUUGAAUGAAUAUGGAGAGAGUGCGAUGGAUGGAGAUCAGUGGGAGGCUGCCAACUUAUAUAUGGGAUUCGCUUUUGAGAAGCUGUAUAUCGACACGUAG
Molecule: messenger RNA, 2595 nt
Organism: Cryptococcus wingfieldii CBS 7118
Lineage: Eukaryota; Fungi; Basidiomycota; Tremellomycetes; Tremellales; Cryptococcaceae
Product: mRNA cap guanine-N7 methyltransferase
Exons: 7
Coding region: 1-2595 (864 amino acids)
Biological process (GO): 7-methylguanosine mRNA capping
Cellular component (GO): nucleus
Molecular function (GO): mRNA 5'-cap (guanine-N7-)-methyltransferase activity
Source: RefSeq, a predicted model, not a curated record